AUGGACCGUAAAGAAAAGCAAAAGACUACAGCGUCGGUGGAGCAUGCUCGGAUGUUGCAAAAUGAAAUACAACAGCUGUUUGCUCAGUUACAGAAUAUAAAUUCUCAGAUUCGCAGCGACCUUAACGAGUUUGAACAAAUAAAGGAAUCAUCUUCAGAAGCGAAUUCUACCGCGAACAGUACAUAA
Saccharomyces mikatae IFO 1815 is the source of this 186-nucleotide messenger RNA. RefSeq lists its product as uncharacterized. The record is from RefSeq and is a predicted model, not a curated record. The transcript has a single exon. Bases 1 to 186 code for a protein of 61 amino acids. NCBI's taxonomy places the organism in Eukaryota, Fungi, Ascomycota, Saccharomycetes, Saccharomycetales, Saccharomycetaceae.